AUGAAACUUUGGGAAGGUGGUAUUAUUCCUUAUCAUUUCGAUGAUGUAAUGACUGGACAACAACGACGACUUAUUAAAAAAGCAAUGAGAGAGUGGGAAAAAUCAACAUAUGAGUUCGGGGAUUUUGAAAAGUAUACACAUGACCAAGUUGACCUAUUGGACUUGCCAUACGAUUAUGAAUCUGUAAUGCACUACCAUUCGACUAUACUUACCAAUCGACAAUUACCACCUACAAUAAAACGAAUACCAGAAAGUCAGAAUAGUCCUUCAGAUUUGAUAAAAGAAAAGAGUAAACCAAAAUGUGGAGAAACAUUUUAUGAGUCUAGUGGUACAUUUGAACAACCAAUAAAUAACAAUAACGUUACACUAAAUGAUAUUGAACGGUGUGAAUGGAGAAUUAGAGCAGCUGGAGGCGAAAGAAUAAAACUCAAAAUCACAUCAUUGAAGAUUUAUCAGACUUACAAUUGUUUAUUGGAUUAUCUGGAAAUUCGGCAUGGAAGUUCGCCAAAUAGUCCUAUCUUAGAUAAAAAUUUUAAUACUACUAGUAGUAAUGAAGAUUUGUUCAGCAGAACCCGAAGAACAGUUGCUAUGUUAGAUAAAAAAAAACUUUGGAAAAGCGGUAUAAUUCCUUAUGAAUUUAGUGAUAUUGUUAAUGGAGAACAACGAAGAUUCUUAAAAAAAGUAAUGAGAGAGUGGGAAAAAUCAACAUGUGUUCAAUUUGUCGCAAGAAAUAAAGAGUUCCAUCCAUGUUAUUUAUUGUUUACGAAAUUACAACAUUGCCAGUGUUGUUAUGUUGAACGAAAAUAUACAAAUACAAUCAAGUUCAUAGGUUUACAGAAUAAUUGCUAUAAACAGCAAAUUGUUCUUCAUGAAUUAGGACAUGCUAUUGGUCUUUUACACGAACAUAAUCAUCCGGAUCGUGAUAAAUAUAUUGCAAUAAAUUAUUUUAAUAUUGAUACAGAUCUGUUGGAUCAAUAUAGUAAAUAUUCGGCCGAUCAAGUUGACACUUUGAGUUUACCAUAUGACUAUCGUUCAAUUAUGCACUAUACUUAUAAUUUAAGUUUAACUGACCCGAAAUCAAGAACAAUAGUACCUAUACCAAACAACCAAAAUAAAAACUUACUGGUGACAAAUGAUAAUUUAGAACUCAGCAAUGGAGACAUAGUUGCUACGAAGCUUAUGUAUCAAUGUUCCAGUUGUGGAAAAAUAUUAUAUGAGCCUAAUGGUACAUUUGAGCAACCAAUUAAUAACAAUGACGUUACACUAAAUGAUGUUGAACGGUGUGAAUGGAGAAUUAAAGCAGCUGAAGGCGAAAGAAUAAAACUCAAAAUCAUAUCAUUGAAGAUUUAUCAGACUUACAACUGUUUAUUCGAUUAUCUGGAAAUUCGUAACGGAAAUUUGCCAAACAGUACUUUUUUAGACUUUGUAACGAUAUGUAGUUUCGUUGAUAUAGGUAUCUGUGUCGUCAGCGUGAGGAUCCCUAUAGCUAAAUUGGCUAUACGUAUCAUCGUUCUCGGUUGUCGGAUGCCUAAAUACAGAGUUUGCGCAAUAGUCAUAUCAGAGAUUCAUGAAAUGCCUAAAAUAAGGAUACGGAUCGUCACUGUAAGGAUACUCUGUAUAGCUGAAUUGGCUAUACGGCGUAUCGUUAACACGUUACUGUGGUGA
Molecule: messenger RNA, 1665 nt
Organism: Microplitis demolitor
Lineage: Eukaryota; Metazoa; Arthropoda; Insecta; Hymenoptera; Braconidae
Product: tolloid-like protein 1
Exons: 9
Coding region: 1-1665 (554 amino acids)
Biological process (GO): proteolysis
Molecular function (GO): metalloendopeptidase activity; zinc ion binding
Source: RefSeq, a predicted model, not a curated record